AUGGGAUCAACCUCAAGCUGCUUUAAACAUUAACAAGUCAAUUAAAACGAAUUUUAGAUUCCUAUGAUUGUAAAGUAAUAGCUCAUACAAUAAUGUCCAACAAAAUAAAAUUUCCUCAUCUAACCAAUAUACGGUUUAGGUGAAAAAUCAGAAUCCAUAGAAGAGCUUGAAGCAAUUCUUUAAUAACCUUAAGCCAACUUUAAUUUCAAUUAAACCGCAACAUUCCACAGCAAUAGUAAUUUUCAGGAUUCUUAGAAAGGAAAGCAACCCCUUCUUAAUUAAUAAGAAUCUCAAUGCAAAUAAAGUGUAAACAAAAAAGACAAUUAAAAUCAAAUCCAAUGUCUACAUUCAACAGAAGAAAACCAUCAACCAUAAGAUAAGAAUAAGGGGAAAUUAAACUGUUCAACUUAAAAAAGAAAAUCAUUUAGCAGAAGCUUAAGUAACUUCAAAUAAUAAAAAUGUGAAUGGAAGGAUGAUUGUUCUUAAAAAUAGAAAGAUUCAGAUUAGAAUACAAUUAAAAGCAUUUUGAAGAAAAAAUCAGCAAACAAAAAUCAAAAAUAAUUACUAUACAAAAGAGGAUAGAGUUUAAAGUAAAAAUCAAAUUUUGUUGAAGUGGAUGACACCGAAUCUCAAAAUACAAAUAAGAUGUAAAAGAAAAAAGUAAAAUUUGAUCCAAAAAUCUUUAGAUAAAAAAAUACUCAUUUUUUUUAAUGA
This is a messenger RNA of Paramecium tetraurelia, 714 nucleotides long. RefSeq lists its product as uncharacterized. The transcript has a single exon. NCBI's taxonomy places the organism in Eukaryota, Ciliophora, Oligohymenophorea, Peniculida, Parameciidae. The record is from RefSeq and is a predicted model, not a curated record.